CUUGUAGCAGGAGAUCAGAGGAGAAUCUUAUAUCUUCAGAUUAUAAAGCAGAUGAUGAUAUCACACAAGAUACAUAUGAAGAACAUUCCAUUAUCCCAGAUACACCCUCAGCCCUUCACAGCCAAGAUCUGUCAUCUCAUCCUUAUAUACAGGUCCUGUCUUCUCAGUCAUCACAGAAAGGUCACAGAAGGGGUGUUGGACAUCAACAAACUCAUACAGGAAAGAAACCAUAUUCAUGCUUAGAAUGUGGGAAAUGUUUUACUUCUAAAUCAAGUUUUGUUGUACAUAUAAAAACUCAAACAGAGGAGAAGCCAUUUUGCUGUACAGAGUGUGGGAAAUGUUUUAUUGUGAAAUCACAACUUGUUCAACAUCAAAGAACUCACACAGGAGAGAAGCCAUUUUCAUGUUCAGAAUGUGGGAAAUGUUUUUCUCAGAAAUCAAAUCUUGUUAAACAUAAAAUAACUCAUACAGGGGAGAAGCCGUUUUCAUGUUCAGAAUGUGGGAAAUGGUUUGCUCAGAAAUCAGAUCUUGUUGGACAUCAAAGAACUCACACUGGGGAGAAGCCAUUUUUAUGUUCAGAAUGUGGGAAAUGUUUUACUCACAAAUCACAUCUUGUUCAACAUCAAAGAACUCACACUGGGGAGAAGCCAUUUUCAUGCUCAGAAUGUGGGAAAUGUUUUACUCAGAAAUCAAGUUUUGUUGUACAUAAAGAAACUCACACAGAGGAGAAGCAAUUUUGCUGUGCAGAGUGUGGGAAAUGUUUUAUUGUGAAAUCACAACUUCUUCAACAUCAAAGAACUCACACAGGGGAGAAGCCAUUUUCAUGUUCAGAAUGUGGGAAAUGUUUUACUCAGAAAUUACAUCUUGUUAAACAUAAAAGAACUCACACAGGAGAGAAGCCAUUUUCAUGUUCAGAAUGUGGGAAAUGUUUUACUCAGAAAUCACAUCUUGUUAGACAUAAAAGAACUCACACAGGGAUGAAGCUGUUUUCAUGUUCAGAAUGUGGGAAAUCGUUUGCUCAGAAAUCAAGUCUUGUUGGACAUCAAAGAACUCACACAGGGGAGAAGCCAUUUUCAUGUUCAGAAUGUGCGAAAUGUUUUACACACAAAUCACAUCUUGUUCAACAUCAAAGAACUCACACUGGGGAGAAGCCAUUUUCAUGCUCAGAGUGUGGAAAAUGUUUUACUGAGAAAUCAUGUCUUAUUAAACAUAAACGAACUCACACAGGGGAGAAACCAUAUUCAUGUUCAGAAUGUGGGAAAUAUUUUACUCAGAAAUCAAGUUUUGUUGUACAUAGGAAAACUCACACGGAGGAGAAGCCAUUUUGCUGUGCAGAGUGCGGGAAAUGUUUUAUUGUGAAAUCACAACUUGUUCAACAUCAAAGAACUCACACAGGAGAGAAGCCAUUUUCAUGUGCAGAAUGUGGGAGAUGUUUUACUCAGAAAUCACAUCUUGUUCAACAUCAAAUAACUCACACAGGAGAGAAGCCAUUUUCAUGUGCAGAAUGUGGGAGAUGUUUUACUCAGAAAUCACAUCUUGUUCAACAUCAAAGAACUCACACAGGAGAGAAGCCAAUUCAGAUCAAUAAAUGAUGCAGAUAACACAUCUAUAUAUUAUCCAUGUACAUAGGAUAUCUGACAUUUAUACAUAUAUCAUAUACUGCAUCUCCAAACUUGUUACCAAU
Messenger RNA from Hyla sarda, 1684 nucleotides. RefSeq names its product gastrula zinc finger protein XlCGF57.1-like. Gene Ontology annotation, cellular component: nucleus. The record is from RefSeq and is a predicted model, not a curated record. The transcript has a single exon. Gene Ontology annotation, biological process: regulation of transcription by RNA polymerase II; central nervous system development. The annotation marks the transcript as partial. Gene Ontology annotation, molecular function: RNA polymerase II cis-regulatory region sequence-specific DNA binding; DNA-binding transcription factor activity, RNA polymerase II-specific. NCBI's taxonomy places the organism in Eukaryota, Metazoa, Chordata, Amphibia, Anura, Hylidae.